Molecule: messenger RNA, 2304 nt
Organism: Mytilus californianus (California mussel)
Lineage: Eukaryota; Metazoa; Mollusca; Bivalvia; Mytilida; Mytilidae
Product: leucine-rich repeat-containing protein 74A-like
Exons: 13
Coding region: 113-1621 (502 amino acids)
Molecular function (GO): protein binding; calcium ion binding
Source: RefSeq, a predicted model, not a curated record
UGUUGAGAUAUUUUAUUUGUAUCUGAAAUUGUUAAAAUGAAUAGAAAUUUAAUGGAUAAAACUUUAUUCACUGAAACUACAACUUAAUUCUUACCUUGGGAUUAAUGAGAUUAUGGCGCAAUCAAAUAGGUUUCCAAUGCCGGGAAGUAUUUCUACAACAAAACCGUUUAAGAGUAGACCUACCACAACCACCCAAGAUGUAGAUCUAGAUUUAUCUGACGAUUCUGAUGCUGACGAGAAGAAACCGAUAGAAGAUGACCAAGAGACAUUACUUGAUCUUUCGGUUAAAUACCCAGAUUAUGACAAUACGGGUUCAAAAACAUACGAAAAAGCAUGUCGAAAAUUCGAUGUCGUUCCAUCAUCAAAAAUAACCAGAAAAAUGGACAGUGAUAAGGAGACAACACUUGAUCUAAAACAUUAUGGCCUAGAUAGUAAAGGGACGAUGGCUGUUGCCAUGGCAAUGGUGGUAAACACUACCUUAACCAAAUUGAACUUAAAAGGAAAUAAUAUAGGUGAAUCAGGAAUGCUUUAUAUACAAGUAAUGAUGUCAGAAAAUACAACAAUUACAUCAUUGGACAUUUCAGAGAAUAAUCUGAAAUCGUUUGGUGCUAAAUCUAUUGGUAUGAUGUUACAUGACAACAAGUUUCUUAGAGAACUAAAUAUAGGAGGAAACGGCUUUACAGACCUCGAUGCACCUUUCCUUACCAAAAAGAUUGAGGAACACAUGGCCCUGCAUUAUUUAAAUCUUAGCCACAAUUUGUUUGGUGAUUUAUCAGGGAACUCAUUUGAACACAUGAUAGCUGAAAAUGUGUCAUUGGAGGAGUUAGAUUUGAGCUGGAACCAGUUCAGAAUUAUUGGUGCUAAAAAGAUAGCUAGUGGGUUGAAGGAAAAUGACCACUUAAAGAUAGUAAACGCGUCUUGGAACGGAUACGAUGACGAUGGAGGAGCUGCAUUCGGUGAUGUUCUUGCCAAUAAUAAAUAUUUAAUAGAAUUAGACAUAUCAUGUUGUAGAAUAGGUCCGGAAGGAUUUGGAAAAGUUAUGAAAGGUCUUAAAAGUAACGACACUUUAGAAGUUUUAAAGAUUGGUAAGAACAAUAUUCCUGAUAGCGCAGUAGAAACAGCUGUAGAGCUACUAUUGACUCUAGAUGCAUCGACCUUUAAGCUAGAAUGUUUAGAUUUAUCAGAUGUUAUGCUAACAGGAAAAUCUCAGGAAAGGCUAGCAGAGCUUAAAGAACCUUUUCCAGAAUUGGAAAUAAUACAUGGAUAUACCGAUUCCUAUGGAAAGAGGAGGAUGGUUGGAUUCGGUGACAUGGGACAAGAAGCUUUAUUAUGUUUGAAAGAAUAUUUAGAAGAAUGUAAUAUGACAGUAACUGAGCUAUUCAGUAGGUUUGAUGAGGAUGGCAGUAAUAGUGUAGAUUAUGAUGAGUUUAGACAAGGAAUCCGGGAUGAAUGUAUACCAUUAUCGUCGGAACAAGUAGACCACUUAAUCAAAUAUAUAGAUAUCGAUGGAGACGGUGACAUAGACUUCAGUGAACUGGUACUUAAAAUAAAAGAGAUAACGAAGAAGCGAGCAGAGGAGAUGGCGCAGAGAGAUGCAGAAUCUGCUAAACGGCGGCGAUAGAUUUCCAUAAUAUAACUGUAUGAACUACUCACCAGACCCGUAACCAGGCUAGAUUUUAGGCAAGGGAGGGGUUUCACAAUAUAUUGCAUCAUCAUUUGCAGCAGUGUCUUACAUUUAAUGUCAAUGCUUAUCUCGAAUCAACUAUACAACAAUAUUCUUGAUAUCUAAGUAUGUUCUAUCGAAUCCCGUUUAUCCCCUUUGCUACGGCCAUGAUAAAUUAGAUUAUCAUUGAUCGUAUAGCAAUAAAUAUAAUGGCUAUAGCAAAUCUUAAGAGUCUUACACUACCUAAAAGGCGAAUACAUUUCGUUUUUACAAAUUCUAUGUGGAGGUUAACUUUUCGGUGGGAGAAUACAUAUACGAACAAACCGUGAACUGAUAUUCCUUACAUGUCCACUGGUAACAACGAUUAUUUAAUUUAAAGUAUAAUGAAAUAUUUUAUUUCAUGUCACUGACUGAAUAAAUGUUCUAUGCAAUAUGUAAAUAUGAUUUGUAAAUGGUUUGACAUUUACGACGUACUGUUUCUAAAUAUAUAGAACAAUAUUAAUGAGAGCCACAAGCUUGUUUUCUGUCAGGAGAACUAGAUCUGUAUGCCAAUUAAAUGAAUGUAUUUGGGUUAUUUGACAUGUCAAUUCCCUGUUUUACAAGCGAUUUUAAUACAAAAAUAAAUUAAUGAAGAUAACUGA